AUGGCCUCUGUCGUGCCGAAAGCUGUGUCAACUCUAAUCCGCGCGCCAAUUUACACCCUCAACGUCGGCUGGAAGUCAAUACACGGCGCCGUCCGCCUAUAUAAACGAAACACCUACGCCACCGUCGAUGUGAUACAACAUCCUCCGCUCAAGAUGCAGGGCUUCAACAUGGGACGUUAUGUCCCUCCAGAGGUCGAAGGCACCGUCAGUGGAAACAAGCUGCAUGGCAAGCACCCCCAUGGAUCCCGCGCCCGUCACGGCGGCGGCGCCCUAACGGUCCGCUUCGAGAUGCCCUUCCCCGUCUGGUGCGAGCGCUGCCCCCAGGAGACACUCAUUGGCCAGGGUGUGCGCUUCAACGCCGUCAAGCGCCGUGUCGGCAACUACCACAGCACGCCUAUCUUCUCCUUUGCUAUCAAGCACCCGGCAUGCGGCGGUGACAUUGAGAUCCGCACGGAUCCGAAGAACACAGAUUACGUCGUUGUCAGCGGCGGCAGGCGGAGGGUGCCUGGGCUGAGGAGUCAGGAGGGCGAGAGUCUUAUAUCAGCGGCGGAUCUAGCGAGGGCGAGCCUGGCGUCCAUCGACGAGGCUAGGGGUGAGGUCAAGGAUGAGAAGGCUAGGGAGGCCGCCUUUGCAAAGCUGGAAAAGACUAUUGCAGACAGGGCGGCCCUCGCCCGCUCAACGAGCCGCGUCGAGGAGCUGGUUGACGUGUCAGCUCGGGCUUGGGACGACCCGUAUUCGCGCAACUCGGAACUGAGAAAGGCAUUCCGGGCAGAGCGCAAGGAACGGGAAGCAAUGGCCACCAGCGACGAAGCUCUGAAGGACAAGAUGAGCCUGGGGGACCAGGUUGUUCUUGGUCCGGAGACCGAUUACGACAGGCGACUGGCCGCUCUGAUGGAUUAUGGCAGUACGGACGGAGCCCGCGACGGGGCCCGGGACGCCGCUGAACUGGCCAUGAGCAAGCCGCUCUUCGGAGACUCAGGACGUUCCGCAAGCCCAGCACAGUCCUCCAAGCCCAAAGAGAAAGGCAGAAUUGCUGAUACGGCUGAGACAUCACGAAGGGAGAAAUCUCGGAUGCUCAAGGCCGAGAUUUCCAAAGAAAAGACACGAGACGGUCUCAUUGGCGCCAUCGCCAUGAACCAGAGGACGGCCAAGGAUCCAUUCUUGGAAGGCCUUUGGAGUGAGAAAUCAAAAAGACAACAUACAAUACCUGGACUCAAGCGAAAGCGGGAUCGUCUCGCAGAUCCUAGCAUUGAAGAAGUUGCCAGAAUUUCAGCGCCUUCAUCAAAGCCACACCAACAAGUGUUGGCCAGGGCGGCAUCGCCUGCCUUGGUGAGCUACGACUCGGACCAAGAGGAAUAA
Messenger RNA from Pyricularia grisea, 1359 nucleotides. RefSeq lists its product as uncharacterized. Gene Ontology annotation, cellular component: post-mRNA release spliceosomal complex; U2-type spliceosomal complex. The transcript has 2 exons. Gene Ontology annotation, biological process: mRNA splicing, via spliceosome. The coding region runs from base 1 to 1359 and encodes 452 amino acids. Lineage: Eukaryota; Fungi; Ascomycota; Sordariomycetes; Magnaporthales; Pyriculariaceae. The record is from RefSeq and is a predicted model, not a curated record.